Cottoperca gobio is the source of this 2914-nucleotide messenger RNA. RefSeq names its product neurochondrin (gene ncdn). Bases 123 to 2579 code for a protein of 818 amino acids. Gene Ontology annotation, biological process: neuron projection development; regulation of neuronal synaptic plasticity. NCBI's taxonomy places the organism in Eukaryota, Metazoa, Chordata, Actinopteri, Perciformes, Bovichtidae. The record is from RefSeq and is a predicted model, not a curated record. The transcript is spliced from 7 exons. Gene Ontology annotation, cellular component: dendrite.
UACGAAUUCAAAUUUUAACCGUCGAAUUGUUGCCAACCUCAGCUCAUAAUUAUUCAGCAAACCAACUGAAGCUCGUUUAAUUAGGCUGCGCUCUUUGCCCUCCACGAUGGGGAGCUGAUGACAUGAUAUUCCGUUUGAUUUUCAAUGACUUUGCUUACUUUUUUGGUUACACAGUUAUUAUAAAGGUCGUAAUGGCUGACGUCGACGUUACAGCUCUCGUGAGCAGCCAGCCUCCUGUAAAAGAGGAGCAGGGAGGAGGAGGAGAAGGCGGAGGAGGCUCAGAGAGAGAUGCAGGAGGUGGUUUGACUGAUGUCCAGAGAGAGGUGUUGGAGAGAUGUCUCCAUGCACUCAAGCAGGCUCAAAAUGACAGUCACACAUUGGCUGCUCUUCUGCUGAUAACUCGCUUGUGCCCAGCAAGCCAGCUAGACAAACCCACCUUGAGGCGAAUCUUCGAGGCCGUUGGCCUCAACCUUCCAGCUCGGCUUUUGGUGACAGCAAUCAGAGGGAGCGAGAACUCCGGCUUACCCCCACAAGAACUCCUCUCACUGGGCACGGCUCUGUUGGCUGCCCUGAGCACAGACCCAGACAUGGCCUGCCAUCCCCAGCUCUUAACCACCAUUCCCCUCCUGCUGGGCAUUAUAGCAAAUGGCCCUGUUAACCAGCAGAGUUCAAACACAGACAGUGAUCCUGCCAAUGUGGCAAAAUCAGCAGGAGAGGGCAAGACCAGCAAGCAAAAGGGUGAUGACGAUAGUGAAGUAAACGGAGUAUCCACAUCUCAAGAAGCCUCCCCCUCCUCCAAGCUGGACAAGGCCAUAGCUGCUGACUGCUACCAGAUUCUCACAGCAGUUUGUGCCUUACCCAGAGGUCCCGACCAGCUGCUGAGCAGGGGUGCAAUUCCCGCUCUGUGCCAGGCAGUGCAACAAAACCAGACAUUCAGCCACGAGAGAGGGCUUGCCUUGCUUGGUUGCCUCCUCGCAGGUAAAAACAAGGACAAAGUGUGGAGUAAACACACCGCAGAACUCCUCACUCUGCUGGUCAGGCUCUCCAAAGACUUCUGCCAAGCCACAGACCAGACCAAGCUGGACAUGUGUGCCCAGUUGGCGCAGUUUCUCCCCCCAGUAGGAGUGGCAGCAGAGAGCGAGGAGCUGAAGGGAGUCGUUGCGUGUGUAUGGGGGGUGUUAAGACCCAUGUUGCAGGCUAAGUUGACGCCAAAACAUAUCGGGCCGAUGCUGGUACUCAGUGCUUGUCUGCUGGAUUUGUAUGGGUGGGAGUUUGUGGGGCCGCCAAAGUUCUGCUGCUUACUGGUGAACCGAGCCUGUGUGGAGGUCAGAAUGGGUUUGGAGGAACCGCCUGGUAACGAACUGAGCCGAGAGCUGCAGCACACCCUCACAGGCUGUUACCGAAUCAUGGAGGCUGCCAUUGAGCAGGCCUGCUGUCUGGCAGUGUCACAGACCACUGCACCUCCUCACAGCUCCAUCCCUUCGAUCAGUCUGCAGCAGAGCAGGCAGGUCCUCGGGGUGUUGGAGGAAGCUUUCUCUGCUUUAAUGUACCACCUGCAGCAGGUGGAUCAAAGUCGCUAUGGUGACCCUUUUAUUUUUGCCACAUUCCGCUCUCUGUGCUCAUGGCUGGCGGAAGAGACUUUGUGUCUGAAGGAAGAAGUAACCGGACUGUUGCCGUUCCUGAUCGGUUACUCCCGCAGCCACCUGCAGGGUGAGAGUCCUGAGCAUGGCCUCUCUGACUGGAUGUCCGAGAUGUCCGUCAGAGAGGAGACGGGGGCGUGGACGGGCAAAGAAGCUCUGAGGUAUCUCCUCCCAGCUCUGUGCCACCUGUCGGCAGAAGAAGGUCCUAGGAAGGUGCUGCUCACCCUGGACACCCCGGCAAUGCUGGUGGACUUUCUGUCGCAGUGCUGGACUUCCCUCAAGGGGAAAGGAGGAGUGGCGUCGGCCAGGGAUCCAAGCAUGGAGACAGCCUGCUCAGCCCUCCUCAACUUCACCGUCACAGAGCCAGAGAGAGUCAGGAAGGACCCAUGUUUCAGAACGCUGGAGGCCCUUCUGGGUGACGCGCUUCCUGUUUUGGUGCACAAACCCCUUCUGCUGGUCCUAGCAGCUAAUUACUGCACGCUCGGACUAAUGAUUGGCAGACUCAAAUCAGUUCCUUCAGGCUCAGUUGAAGCUGGACAGAGGCGGCUUUUCUCCUCAGCGCUCCGGUUCCUCCGCAGCGCCCUGGACUCCGGCUCCAGCCCCGGUCCGGUCAAGGUAAGCCUCAGCUGGGAGGAGAGUUGGGACGACGUUGCGGAGCUCUGGAGGUUGUGUCUGCAGGCGCUGGGAGGCUGCGUUCGCGUUCAGCCUUGGAUCACCAGCCUGGUCAGAGAGGAAGGUUGGCUCAAACACACACUCACCAUGCUGAGUCAGUGUAGCGCACUUCCUGACCAGCACACACAGGGGGCGCUAGAGGAAGCUCUGUGCGCCAUGGCAGACCAGUGCCCAGUCUGUAAAGCGGAGAUUGGAGAUGUGAUGAGAAAAGAUAAAGGAGCUUUGAUCUGUAUGCGGAACCUGAAGAAGUCAGUGGGAGUAAAGUAAAACCAAACAGACAAUGUGAUCUUUAAUGGUGUAUUUUAAGAAAUGAAGUAAUAAAGAAGGGCUGUUACUGAAGCCAAACAUGUGUGUUUAUUAUCAUGACAAUGUGUUACCUGUUGCCUCAGACUUUAUUGUAAGGAAAAGAUGGUGCUGCUGGUUUUGUGAUCUUCGCAAAUGAGCUUGCGUUGUAAAGAGGGCACUCCAAUAUUAUGAACAUAUUCUUAGUGUAAUGUAAUGCAAGUGUUUAGACAGCUGUGCUCUGAGAAGACACAGUUUCGAACAUGUCAAUUGUGAAAUGUUAAUGUCUUUAAUAAAGAGCUAUUUUGUUAGUAAAUCUU